Molecule: messenger RNA, 4323 nt
Organism: Arvicola amphibius (Eurasian water vole)
Lineage: Eukaryota; Metazoa; Chordata; Mammalia; Rodentia; Cricetidae
Gene: Igsf9b
Product: immunoglobulin superfamily member 9B
Exons: 20
Coding region: 1-4323 (1440 amino acids)
Biological process (GO): cell-cell adhesion
Molecular function (GO): protein binding
Source: RefSeq, a predicted model, not a curated record
AUGAUUUGGUAUGUGGCCACUUUGAUAGCAAGUGUGAUCAGCACCCGAGGUCUUGCGGCUCAAGGUGCCCACGGCCUGCGAGAGGAACCCGAGUUUGUGACUGCUCGAGCCGGUGAGGGUGUUGUCCUGAGAUGCGACGUAAUCCAUCCAGUGACGGGACAGCCCCCGCCCUACGUUGUAGAGUGGUUCAAGUUUGGGGUCCCCAUCCCUAUCUUCAUCAAGUUUGGCUACUAUCCCCCACACGUGGACCCUGAGUAUGCAGGCCGGGCCAGUCUUCACGACAAAGCAUCGCUGCGGCUGGAGCAGGUGCGCUCGGAGGACCAGGGCUGGUACGAAUGCAAAGUCCUCAUGCUGGACCAGCAGUAUGACACAUUCCACAACGGCAGCUGGGUCCACCUCACCAUUAAUGCCCCCCCCACCUUUACAGAAACACCCCCCCAGUACAUUGAGGCCAAGGAAGGUGGAAGUAUUACCAUGACUUGCACUGCUUUUGGGAACCCUAAGCCCAUUGUCACCUGGCUCAAGGAAGGGACCCUCCUCGGUGCUAGUGGAAAGUACCAGGUGAGUGACGGCAGCCUGACAGUGACAUCGGUCAGUCGGGAAGACAGAGGCGCCUAUACCUGCCGAGCAUACAGCAUCCAGGGUGAGGCUGUGCACACAACUCAUCUGCUUGUUCAAGGGCCACCCUUCAUUGUUUCCCCUCCUGAGAACAUCACCGUCAACAUCUCCCAGGAUGCUCUGCUUACCUGCAGGGCAGAGGCAUAUCCUGGCAACCUCACCUACACCUGGUACUGGCAGGAUGAGAAUGUCUACUUCCAGAAUGAUCUGAAGCUAAGGGUGCGGAUCCUGAUUGAUGGGACGCUGAUCAUCUUUCGAGUGAAGCCAGAGGAUGCUGGAAAGUAUACCUGUGUCCCUAGCAACAGCUUGGGGCGCUCCCCUUCUGCCUCGGCAUACCUGACUGUGCAGUACCCAGCCCGUGUCCUCAACAUGCCCCCUGUCAUUUAUGUGCCCGUGGGAAUCCAUGGCUAUAUCCGCUGUCCUGUGGAUGCAGAGCCACCCGCUACUGUGGUGAAGUGGAAUAAGGAUGGCCGACCACUGCAGGUAGAGAAGAACUUGGGGUGGACCUUGAUGGACGAUGGCUCUAUUCGCAUUGAGGAGGCCACAGAGGAGGCUCUUGGCACUUACACCUGUGUGCCUUACAACACCCUGGGGACUAUGGGCCAGUCUGCCCCUGCACGGCUUGUCCUAAAGGACCCCCCGUAUUUCACGGUGCUACCAGGCUGGGAGUACAGGCAGGAGGCUGGCCGGGAGCUACUCAUUCCCUGCGCAGCUGCAGGGGACCCCUUCCCUGUCAUCACCUGGAGGAAGGUAGGGAAGCCCAGCAGAAGCAAGCACAACGCCCUGCCCAGCGGGAGUCUCCAGUUCCGUGCCCUGAGUAAGGAGGACCACGGGGAGUGGGAAUGUGUUGCCACCAAUGUGGUCACAAGCAUCACUGCCAGCACGCACCUCACUGUCAUCGGCACCAGUCCCCAUGCCCCAGGCAGUGUCCGGGUCCAGGUCUCCAUGACAACUGCCAAUGUGUCCUGGGAGCCAGGCUAUGAUGGAGGCUAUGAGCAGACAUUCUCAGUUUGGUACGGACCUCUGAUGAAGCGGGCUCAGUUUGGGCCCCACGACUGGCUGUCCUUGUCAGUGCCACCGGGCCCCAGCUGGUUGCUGGUAGACAGCUUGGAGCCUGAGACCGCAUACCAGUUCAGUGUCCUGGCCCAGAACAGGCUGGGAACCAGCGCCUUCAGUGAGGUGGUCACUGUGAACACUUUAGCAUUCCCCGUUACAACUCCAGAACCCCUGGUGCUGGUGACCCCACCAAGGUGCCUCACAGCCAACCGGACCCAGCAGGGUGUGCUCCUGUCCUGGCUCCCACCUGCCAACCACAGCUUCCCCAUUGACCGCUAUAUCAUGGAGUUCCGAGUUGGGGAACGCUGGGAGAUGCUGGAUGAUGCCAUUCCAGGCACGGAUGGAGACUUUUUUGCCAAGGAUCUGUCACAGGAUACGUGGUAUGAGUUCCGGGUUUUGGCUGUCAUGCAGGAUCUGAUCAGCGAGCCCAGCAACAUCGCCGGCGUCUCCAGCACAGACAUCUUCCCACAGCCGGACCUGACUGAUGAUGGACUGGCCCGGCCGGUGUUGGCUGGGAUAGUGGCCACCAUUUGCUUCCUGGCAGCUGCCAUCCUCUUCAGCACUCUGGCUGCCUGCUUUGUCAACAAGCAGCGGAAGCGCAAGCUCAAGCGGAAGAAAGAUCCUCCGCUCUCCAUCACUCACUGUAGGAAGAGUCUUGAGUCUCCCUUGUCCUCGGGCAAGGUGAGUCCUGAGAGCAUCCGCACUCUCCGAGCCCCAUCUGAAUCCUCUGACGACCAGGGCCAGCCUGCAGCCAAGAGGAUGCUGAGCCCUACAAGGGAAAAAGAGCUGUCCUUGUACAAAAAGACCAAGAGGGCUAUCAGCAGCAGGAAGUAUAGCGUGGCCAAGGCUGAAGCUGAGGCUGAGGCCACCACACCCAUUGAGUUGAUCAGCAGAGGUCCCGAUGGCCGCUUCGUCAUGGGCCCUUCUGAGAUAGAGCCCUCGGUGAAGGGCCGGCGAAUUGAGGGCUUCCCCUUCGCUGAGGAGACCGACAUGUACCCCGAGUUCCGGCAGUCAGACGAGGAGAAUGAAGACACACUGGUGCCCACGUCUGUGGCUGCUCUGAAGCCUCAGCUGACCCCUAUGUCUUCCAGCCAGGACCCUUACCUGCCACCACCAGCAUACAGCCCUCGGUUCCAGCCUCGUGGGCUCGAAGGCCCCAGUGGACUGGGAGGACGGCUCCAGGCUACUGGCCAAGCGAGGCCCCCUGCCCCUCGGUCCUUCCACCACGGCCAGUAUUAUGGGUACUUGAGCAGCAGCAGCCCUGGGGAGGUGGAGCCUCCACCCUUCUAUAUGCCAGAAGUGGGCAGCCCCUUGAGCUCGGUCAUGUCUUCCCCACCCCUGCACACUGAGGGGCCUUUUGGCCACCCCACCAUCCCUGAGGAAAAUGGAGAGAAUGCUUCCAACAGCACUUUGCCCUUGACUCAGACACCUACAGGAGGGCGCUCCCCUGAGCCCUGGGGCCGGCCAGAAUUUCCCUUUGGGGGACUGGAGACCCCAGCUAUGAUGUUCCCCCAUCAGCUGCACCCCUGUGAUGUGGCCGAGAGUUUGCAGCCCAAGCCCUGCCUGCCCCGAGGACUGCCCCCAACCCCCCUCCAGGUGCCUGCAGCCUAUCCAGGCAUGCUGUCUCUGGAGACGCCAAAAGGCUGGGUUGGCAAGUCACCUGGCAGGGGCCCCAUCCCGGCGCCCCCUGCCACCAAGUGGCAGGACAGACCUAUGCAACCUCUGGUCAGCCAAGGGCAGCUAAGACAUACCAGCCAAGGUAUGGGGAUACCGGUGUUGCCUUACCCCGAGCCAACCGAGCCCGGGGGGCACGGUGGACCCAGCACAUUUGGCCUGGAUACCCGGUGGUACGAGCCCCAGCCCAGGCCCCGGCCCAGUCCCCGGCAGGCCCGGCGUGCCGAGCCCAGUUUACAUCAAGUGGUGCUACAGCCCUCCCGGCUCUCACCUCUGACCCAAAGCCCCCUCAGUUCCCGCACUGGCUCCCCUGAGCUCGCUGCUAGAGCCCGACCUCGACCAGGCCUACUGCAGCAGGCUGAGAUGUCAGAGAUUACCCUCCAGCCGCCAGCCGCCGUCAGUUUCUCUCGCAAGUCCACACCGUCCACCGGAUCUCCUUCACAGAGCAGCCGCAGUGGGAGCCCCAGCUACAGACCCACCAUGGGCUUCACCACUCUGGCCACAGGCUACCCUUCUCCUCCACCGGGACCUGCCCCUCCGGCCCCAGGGGACAACUUGGAUGUGUUUGGACAGACGCCUUCCCCUCGGAGAAUGGGGGAGGAGCCACUCCGGCCAGAUCCCCCAACAACCUUACCUAGUUCAGGAAUACUUCCACCUGCACCCGGGAACGCUGCUGUGCCUGAGAGGCUGGAGGCUCUGAGAUACCAACGGAUAAAGAAGCCCAAAAAGUCAUCCAAGGGCUCUUCGAAGUCAAAGAAACGAUCCGACGGUUCUGCCUCCCAGGCUCAGCAGCUUCCCAACUCUCAGGUUCUGUCGCCCGACGAAGCUGUCUGCCUCCGAAAGAAGAAGAGACAUUCUCGUCCUGAUCCCUUUGCCCGACUUUCGGACUUAUGCCACCGUCAGCUUCCAGAAGACCAGACGGCGAUCCUCAACAGCGUGGAUCAUGAUGACCCAGGCCACGCCACUCUGCUAUGA